AUGAUUGAAUAUAAUAUUCUUGUAACAUUAUAUCAAUUAUACGUCGCGAUGAUGUGUGCUACUUCACUUCUUAAAUUUUUCAUCUUUAUGCCUGAUGAAGUAACACAAGUUGAAUAUAAUGAUUUUGCAAAAUUUGUUAAAUUUUUAUCAACUAGAUUAAUACAAAUAGUUGUACAAUCACGUAUGGGAGAAAAAUUAUCACAUAAAUGUACCCCAGAUCCUCAUUUAUCAGAUUGGUUUAAUUUAAAGAUUGAUGAAAUUGGAGAAGUUGCAAAAUAUUUAAAAAAGAAUGUGUUACAUUAUCCUCCUAAAAUAGAUGCUGUAAAUAUUGAUUUUUAUUUAUAUACAUCUGAUAGAGAAACAUUACCAUUAGAAACUUGGUCUUUAUAUGUUGAUAGCUCAAAUGUAGAUAAUUCAGUAAAUGUUAGAACAGAUCUUUAUCAUAGAAUGGGAACAUUACUUAAAAGUGUCUACUCAUCAUCUAGAGUUCUUCCAUCAUAUAGAUAUUAUGUUAGAAAACAAAGUUCAGAAACUUAUGUAAUUUUAUAUAGAAUUUAUAAUGGUACUGUUGAUGAAAAGGCAUUUGGAGAAAAUUUUAAAUUUGUAAAAUUAGGUGAAUUACCAUCACCAUUUGGAUAUGUAUGUUUGGAAGUUAGAUAUAGAACAAGUAUGAAAAUAUCUGUUUAUGACGAUGAAAUAGUUGAAAAAAAAGAAGAAGUAUUAGAAAAAAAUGAUAAUGGAACACCUGAAAUUACGUAUACAUAUGGAACAAAACCAAUUAAUAUAGUACCAAAAGUAGGAAGUCAAGUAAUUACUCCAUCACCAAUGUCUGAUUAUGGGAAUCACUUUGGUACAUCACCUGUAUCAAUAGAUAUUAUUAAAAAUUCACCAAAAGAACAUCCACGUUUUAUGUUAGGAAGGUCUCAUUCUAGUUCUGAUGACAGUUCAAUGAAUUCAUUUAUGAAACAAAAUGAAUUUAUGUCUGAUGAGGCAUUAGCAUCUGCUAUAUUUAUGACAAGUACAAUGCAUCUUCAGGGUAGUCCUAAUUCAAAUACAUCAUCUUUAAAACAACGAGUUAGACAUAAUUCUCUUCCAUUUGAAGCACUUUUAAAUGAUAAUCCAUUAACAAAUUCACAAAACAGUUUUGGACAUUUGCCAAUUUUAACAGAAGAAACAUUUAUGUCAGGAAGUAAAAGUACAGUAUCAUUAAUGCCAUUAAAAUCAACUCCAUCAAUUAAUACAAUUCGAUAUUCUCGAACAAUACCUUCAAAGGUUGAUAAUUAUAGAGAUAAUAAUUAUACAAAAAAUAUACUAUUAAAUUCACCAAUAUCAAAUAAAAAAGGAAAACAAAAAUUUAUAACAUAUCCUGAAGAUGAGGAUUAUAAUGAUGAUUCUAAUCCAGAAAAUGAUAAUAAAGAAAAAGAAACAAAAAAAAUGGAAGAUGAAUUUUAUGUAAAUUUAUUUCCUUUUUCAAGUAUGGAAAGUUUAGGUGAUAAUUUAAAUGAUUUUGAAAGAGAAUGUCGAUUGGCUCCUGAUGAAUUACCUUCAUUUACAACAGAAACGUCUUUAAAUAUAGAAGAUCAGUUAUCUCAAUUUAAAGAAAGACAACUGUCUUUUGACAAUUUUGUAGCGCAAAUAAACGAAAAGCGUGGUUCAUCUUUUGACAACAAUCAGGAAUAA
Molecule: messenger RNA, 1680 nt
Organism: Strongyloides ratti
Lineage: Eukaryota; Metazoa; Nematoda; Chromadorea; Rhabditida; Strongyloididae
Product: Autophagy-related protein 13
Exons: 5
Coding region: 1-1680 (559 amino acids)
Biological process (GO): mitophagy; protein localization to phagophore assembly site; piecemeal microautophagy of the nucleus
Cellular component (GO): cytosol; Atg1/ULK1 kinase complex; extrinsic component of membrane
Source: RefSeq, a predicted model, not a curated record